This is a messenger RNA of Lactuca sativa (garden lettuce), 399 nucleotides long. The record is from RefSeq and is a predicted model, not a curated record. Lineage: Eukaryota; Viridiplantae; Streptophyta; Magnoliopsida; Asterales; Asteraceae.
AUGGUGUUGUACCAUGGAGCUGUAAGGGAAGAUUCUAUUAAAACUACUUUAGCACAGGACGACUAUCAGUUUAUUGUAGCCUCGGAAUCCAUACAAGACACUGGAGCAGUUGCAAGCUCUCGGGCUGCUGAAAUUGGGCUUGAUAUUCUAGCACAAACAAUCCAUGAUGAUUUAGAUAACAUAACUCGUUUUCUAAUACUAGCAAGAGAACCUAUAAUCCCAGGAAUUGACAAGCCCUAUAAGACGAGCAUUGUGUUUACAUUAGAAGAAGGCCCUAGGGUCUUGUUCAAUGCUUUAGCUGUGUUUGCUCUAAGGGAGACCAACUUAUCAAAAGUAAGUUAUUUUUUUCACCCUUUUAUUUAAUAUUUUUGUGAUUGAAUGAAACUCUUAAUGAAAGUA